Pelobates cultripes (western spadefoot toad) is the source of this 35542-nucleotide messenger RNA. NCBI's taxonomy places the organism in Eukaryota, Metazoa, Chordata, Amphibia, Anura, Pelobatidae. The record is from the annotation of a GenBank genome assembly.
GAUGAACAGUGAUUACUAAAGGGCAUUAGAAAGUUACUUUCCCAACUGGAUAAGUUGCAAACAGUAUCUGAUCACCUUCACUCAUUUUUGUUUAUUUAUAUAUUUGUCUUUUUUAAGAUCCUGCUUCCUAAAUGGAGAAUGGCAAAGUUUGCAGUGCUAAGCAGAUUACUGGGGUAAGUCCCUUUAUGUCUGUGAUUACUGGCAGUUAUCGCUCUGUGAUUGGGGUUCUGGUGUUUUCAUUAACUUGUAGUUUUGUGUUCUGUUUAUACAAUGUGUUUCUGUUGAGUCUUUUAAACAAUUUUAUGAUCUGUUAGUAAAAAAACAAAACAAAAAACAAAACAAAAAACAAAACAAAAAAGAAAAACCUGCAGUGAAUUGAAAACUUCAUUGCAAAGUGCAGACUAUGAUAGUCGAGCUGUGACUAGAGCUGACUUGGUGAAUUUCUUUUUCUAAAUCAACUAUGGCUGCCUCAUUUCUCCCCCCCUUAGUUAUCUACAAAUUGCCUAGUGAAUCAAUCCCUCACAGCUUAUGCAAUAAAGUGCACAUUGUGAGUGAUUUGAAAUACAUUUUAAUAUUUUAUUACAAAAUAUGCUGCUGAAAACACACAGACACUGAGAUUUAGGGUUUUUUUCCCACCUCCAUUCGGGUUAGAAACAUAGAAUGUGACGGCAGAUAAGAACCAUUCGGCCCAUCUAGUCUGCCCAAUUUCCUAAUACUUUAAUUAGUCCCCAGCCUUAUCUUAUAGUUAGGAUAGCCUUAUGCCUAUCCCACGCAUGCUUAAACUCCUUUACUGUGUUAACCUCUACCACUUCAGCUGGAAGGCUAUUCCAUGCAUCCACUACCCUCUCAGUAAAGUAAUACUUCCUGAUAUUUUUUUUUUAAACCUUUGCCUCUCUAAUUUAAGACUAUGUCCUCUUGUUGUGGUUUUUCUUCUUUUAAAUAUAGUCUCCUCCUUUACGGUGUUGAUUCCCUUUAUGUAUUUAAAGGUUUCUAUUAUAUGUGAAAUUUACUUGGAAUUGCUAACAGUUCACACUUUAGUGAAUAAACUCCUGUUUGUUGUUAAGUACCCAUUGGGAGCAAAUGUUCCCAAUCACAAGUCAUUCUUUCUAUGUUUAAUUGGAUUAGCAGACAUGGAACAGAACUUGGCGUUUGGAAUGUUGAACAAUCACCGUGGAGACGGAUAAAAUGUCUCUGCCGUUUGCCCUGUAGAUGUCAUUUUUAGUUAAACUCCACUGAUGUCACAUGCUCUGCUCUUGCAAAUAAAACUCCCAGAUUUAUUCAAUCAGUGAUACUUACUAAAUCGAGAAUUUCAAACUUAAGGUUAAAGUAGUCAAAGUGAAUGUGGUUUCGGUUUGGCUACUUUGUUAUGAAAUGUGGAAUUCACUUUGCAUUCUUCCUUUUAUUGAAUAACCCGGUAAGUGUUCUCUAUUAUGUAACAACUGUAAGGAUAUUCUGGGGCAAAAAUAACUGGAAGAUUCCAUUGGGUUUUCUGAACAUUGACCUUUAAAUGUUCCGUAACCACCAAUAUAUAUAAAAAUUUUUUUUUUUUUUUUACAUGAAUGACGUUUAUCCUGUUUAAGACCGUUAUGUAAUUAUUUAUGUUUAGCGUGUUCUCCAAGGAUGCAUUAAAAUUCCAGUCCUGCUUAACCCCUUAAGGACACAUGACAUGUGUGACAUGUCACGAUUCCCUUUUAUUCCAGAAAUUUGGUCCUUAAGGGGUUAAAGGAAACUUGCGCCGCCUGUAAUCCACUGUCACAUGAGUAGAAUCUUGGGUUAAUUAUAGGGACAUGCAUCCCUUGGAGACAACUGGCUCAUAUAAAAGCUCAGGUUUAUGAAUGAGACGGUUGUAUCAUUCUACAACCAGGCAACUUGCUGGUGGGUUUUAUGUGGCUGGAUUCUGUGAUAUUUGUGACAGUUUACAAAAGUGCUGAUUUCAGUAGAGAGCAGAGCUAAUGGCAGACAUGCUGGGCAAGCACGUAGCUUCCUACCCUCCUGGGAUUGGAUUAUUCUCUGGGAUAGACUGAAAGACCUAGGUCAGGGAACUAGGGGAAGGCUUGGAAAAAAAAACCUACAGGUCUGCAUUUUUUGCAAGUAGUUUUUAGACGCAUGUUUUCUUUGAAAGUUUCCUACGUGUAACACUUUUCAUGUCCAGCCCAUCAGGAUGUGUCCACUGCAAGCUAUUGAGGUCUAACUUGCAAGUCCUACAUGAAAUACAUUAUCAGGGCAUAUCUCAUAAAUUGUAGAUUGGCUGAGACUAUCAAGACUGAUGAUCUCCGCCAUGUAGGCAGAGAUAGCUGCAGUGAUGGAGAAAUUAUACGUUUUUAACACCAUUACAAAGGGGAUGCGGGGAAUCUAAAUAUUUACUCCAGCUCUAUAGUGAUAGGAAUACAGUUUGACUCUUUGUAUAGCGGGUGUUGCUGCAGUUUGGACCAUAUACAGGAUCAGCGUAGAGACUUUAGCGGCAUCAUGUCAGUUGUCAUUUAGAAGAUAUGCACAUCGACAUUUCUGUGGGUUUUAUUGCCGUGCCACUCUGUGACACUCAGACAUGCUGCACAUUCAUCCAUACUUCCCAGGUAUCCCUAUUUAGGAAGGACAGUCCCUAUUCUGGGUCCAAAUUCUAAUGUCCCUCUUUUUUAAGAGCUCUGUAUUGUUGGUGUGUCUGAGUGUAUAACAGAGCUCCACAGCAAUAAUACUCCCAGUAAUGUGUCUGAGUGUAUAACAGAGCUCCACAGCAAUAAUAAUCCCAGUAAUGUGUCUGAGUGUAUAACAGAGCUCCACAGCAAUAAUACUCCCAGUAAUGUGUCUGAGUGUAUAACAGAGCUCCACAGUGAUAAUACUCCCAGUAAUGUCUUUAACUACAAUAAAUGUGUUUAGAAAUCAGUCUGUGUAAAUGAGAUACAUUGUUCUUCUUAUAAAUUACAUUUUAGUUCUAUAAAUUAUUAGUAAGUCACCUAAAAUAUCUCACGACAGUCCCGCCCUUGAUCACACUCACAUUCAGAACAGCCCUGCCCCUAGCCACAACCCCACUUACAUCCUAAAAUGAAUGUGACCGUCGUUGCCCCUUAGAACUUUUGGGGGUGUGAACAUUACUGAACGAUUUACUGUUGGACUCAUUCACGCUCUUAGGAAAUGGGUUUGGGUGUUUUUGCAGAAUUUGGGUAAACACCCACCCAAGUCACUGAUAUACUGAGCUGAUGAUGGGGAACCCUUGUUAAUAAUUAUAAAUAAGAGUCCCAUCCAAUUAAAUCUCCCCCCUGAGACAAACUGAUAUGCUUCCCUGCUUACUAGUGGUUAAAUCUAGCUGAUAACCAGAAGCCCCUCUUUAUGGCCUUCCUUCUUUCAUUACCCUUCCCAUCGGGCCAUAGAAUGGGAGGUUAGUAAAUAUCAGUGAAUCAGAGGUCCAAAACUGUCAUUUCCAUUCUUACUCCUAUACACGUGUUUAAGAGCAUGAGUCCCAAGUCCUGAAGCCCCCUUUAAUCUGCUACCCCCCAGAUUUCUGACUAGGAGAUGCCUGAUCGCUGCUCCAGAGUUAGUUCCUAAAUAGAUAAACCCUAAGUGUCAUAAAGAGAAAUCUGGAAGUAAAAACGCUACAAGUGCAGGAUAAAAGAACAUUUCAUUAAACAAGUUACCUCCUGCCAAAUAUUGUAUAAUUGUUCUUACUAAACAUGACACAGCACUAAUAUCCCUUUUGAAUGUUUUUUAGAUUAUAGUGGGUCAGAAUGAGGGAUUCCUAUGAAAGCCGGGAUCUAGAGACAUCCAUAAAUAAAAAUUACUGACAUGAACCCCAUUGGCCAAUAGAAUAACUCCUGAAAUUGCCUAAUAGCCUGGGGAUACCAUGUCUUAGAAUACUUGAAAAGAGAACAAAAGAGCCACUCAUAGCAUUAAAAAAAAACAUUAUUUCUGCUUAAAAUAUUGACUGUGGACAUAAACUUAACCACUUGCAUAUAAAUUGUGGCAAUUGUCAGGUUGAAAUAUGUGUUUUGAUUGUUUUAUUAAAAUCUGUUAAUCUUUAUUUAAAUAGUUUUUUUUUAAAUAAAAAUUAAAUGCAAUAUUUCUAGCUAACCUUUGUUAUAUUUGAGCACUAUGGGCAGAUUGUAUCCUCCCCAAGUUCAAUGGAGAGUGAUCUCUUCCCUGCUCAGUGGAAUGGAUAAAGAUCCUUAAUAACCACAGAUCCCACUGCUUAUAUCACAUUCUCUGCUGCAGGGUUUAGUUUUUUAUUUUAUCACCAGCUGUUAGCGAGCAUUUGGACUUAUAGUACAACUCAAAGAUGGCGACCUUCACAUCAAAGACCUAACUUUUAUUGUGGUAUUUUAUAAUAUUGUUUACGGAACAUCACUGUCACUGAAGAUCCACGGGAUCUUCUACACACCAAGUCCUGUGAUUCAUGAAAAGAAGGCUGAAUACCAUAGUCAUCACUAGAGACUUACUGCUAUGUCUUAUGAUAUCUUUUGACUGUGUUUGUAAUGUCAACGUGCUCUUUGAACCUCUAUCUGGUAUCUACUGAAAAAGCAUUUCUUUUCUAAUAAUAAUAAUUUAUUGCUAUUUUUAACUGUUCUCUGACAAAUUUUGUGAUGCAGAGAUCCCUCAUUUUAUUAUCUAUCCAAUAACAUUUAGAAUGUCACUCAUGAGAACAGUUAUAACUAGUACAUUAUGUGUUGGUUUAUUUGAAUGAACUAAUCCCAUUUUCUUUUAUCAUCAUUGUUUUUAGCAUCUUACCUUUCCUCUGGUGGUAGUCUCCAUAAUUUCAUCCUUUGGCUCCUCCAUGUUGUAUGGUUAUAACUUGGCAGUGGUCAACUCCCCGUCUGAGGUAAGGACCAAUCUCUGAAUUUCUUUAGUUUGGAUUUAAAUUGGAUUCUAAGAUGUUUAAUGUCCAUGCUUGUCUCUUUCCUAACCAAUCAUUUCUGAGCAAUGUUCCAGUGGAUUAAUUAUUCUUCCUAUAGAAUAAAAACUGCAUAUUGUAUAACCAGAACCAUAGAAUUGGAUACAUUGUAAAGUUUCAUCCGUUUUGACAUGCCUUCAUCUUUGAGAUUUUAAUAGAAUAAAACUUCUAUGGAUUUUAACACAAAAUCCGAAAGUCUAUAAAUUGAAUAAAUGAGUAAAGUUUUAACUGUGUUUCAAUAUUCUUCCUCUUCUUCUAAAAAUGUUCAUCUAGAAUAGCUACGAUUUAUCCAUUGUAGGAAUUGAAGCUGACUCAUUUUAUUAAUCAUUUUUUUUUUUUUUCCCAGCACAUCAAAAGAUUUUACAAUGCCACCUGGCUACAGCGAUAUGGGCAGCCUCUUGCGCAGAGUCCACUGACCAUAAUGUAUUCUUUGACUGUGUCAGUGUUUGCCUUGGGUGGAAUGCUUGGCUCUCUAAUGGUGGGAAUUCUGGUGUCUAGGUUUGGAAGGUAAGAGCAGCUGUAUGACUGGAGAAACCUAUAGUAUGUUAAUCAUUAAUUUAGAAAAGAACACAUCUAAUCCAUUCUACUAAGUUACCAAUAUUCGACUUUAUAAAAAAAAACAACAAAAAAAAAAAACCACUCUACAGAAACAUCUUAUAGGUUCUGCAUCUCUUUGACAACCACCUGGCUCAUCCUUUACAUACUGUGUAUGGAUCAAGAACGGUCUAACCCCUUAAGGUGAGCCAGUGCCAGGGACCUUCUGGCACCAUAACAACUUAAUUUUGAUUAAGUUGUUAUGGUGUCCGCAGUCUUCCUUUAAUUCCUGGAAAUCUAAGGCUUGGCAGUUUAGUUUCAAGAAUAUUUUAUUCACGUCUUCAAACAGAACUUCCAAACUUUAAAAUAAUCAGCUGAGUUAAUUGCCCAGUCACUCACUGAUGCCAAACUAGUUGUAAUGACUCAAUCUCAUUAUUAGCGUUUGUCUAACUUCAUAGAUUUCUCUGUAGCAAAAAUAAUCAUUUAACUUUGCCCCUACACCAUUUAAUAUGGCAUUGUUUAUUGUUCUAUGAAUGAGAAAUUUAAGCAGGGCUCUUCCCCAAAUAUUCUACCAAAGAACAGUCUUUUCAUAUUAAUUUACUUGAUAAAAUGUCAUAUUGAGUGUGUGUGUCGGUGUAUGAUUGUGUAUCAGUGAGGAUGUCUGUGUGUCAAUGAGUGCAUAUAUGGGUCAGUGAGAGUGUAUGUUGCUUAAAAGGAUGAAAAUUUUUAAUUAAAAUUAGUUUGCCUCAAUUCAUAUGAGUAGUAGUAAUAUGCAUAUAUGUGUGUAUGUAUGUGUAUACACAAAUCUAAUGCCAUAGAUUGAGUGACAGGUGGUUGUCUUGCUCCCUGUCACUGCUACUCCACCUACAGGCACUUACUGGGGGAAUUUAGGAUGCACUGACGCCAGUAUGCUCGCCGUGAAACCAGCAUGUUUGUGUCGGAUUGCCAUUCUUAGGGCAGUGAACCCAAGCAGACUUAGAGACACACACACACACACACACACACACACACACACACACACACACACACACACACACACACACACACACACACACACACACACAGACUAACACUCUGCCAACUCCACACAUACAUAUCACACUCAGUCUACACCUGUUAAUUCACGCUCAGCCAGCCCCACACACAUCCCACUCAGGUGUAUUGCUUAGAGGGAGCUAGGAGGGCUAUACGGAGGCCUUUCUUUGAUUCGGGCACUGUUGCCCUGUGAUUCCUAGUUACCCCCGAUUCCUCCCCUGUUUACGAUACCUGCGUGACAUCUUUGCCUUGAUUUUUUUUUUUUUUUCUCUCUUACUUGUUCUAUAUGCAUUGUUUUAUAAUUAUAGAGUGUGUAUGUUUGCAACAUAUUGUGACUAGCCGAGCAGAAUAUAGCUUACUUGAAAUCUCAUCCAAGUCUGUUUGCUAUCAGCCAUCCCAGAUUAACCACUUUCUCACGCUAUUAACCCAGGACUCCUCAUUUACAUAAUGUGUUUCUCUUAAUGGCAAGAGGUUGCAGUUGUAGAUAAUAACCGUUUUUUAUACAGUUUUAUCCCCAUAGGCCUUAUGUUUAGCUCUGGAGUUUCUGUAAAUCUAGCGCAAAGUUUACGCUCUAUUCUAUAUUAUUGUGUUCUGUAUCCUCAUCAUGGACUUGUUUAUCGUAUCAUCACAUCUGGGAUACUUUCUAUUCCACACGACUGGAACUCUCCUUAUACAGAACACAGUUCUUCUAAUACGUACAAUACACAGUACGGAAGAGGAAAGACCCCCUUUUUAUUACUCCUGUCCCUUUUAGAUACUAAAACGAAAUAAUUACCAUUUACUUUUUCUGUUUUGUUUUUGGUAGAAAGAUAAGUUUCAUCGAGUUCUGAUAUAUUCCAUUGUAUAAUUCAGGAAAGGGUCGUUGAUAGCCAGCGCACCUUUGGUCUUCAUUGCUGGAGCUUUGAUGGGAUUCAGUCGCCUCUUCGGGUCCCCAGAAAUGGUCAUUAUUGGAAGGUUUAUAACUGGUAUACACUCCGGUAAGAGCUCCCGUACAUUGUUCAUUUUCUGUCUGUAGACGGUGUUGCUUUAAAAACUUGGCUUUUGAUGCUUCGCAAUAGCCAGGGACCCCCCUCCCAAAAACUAAACAAGAAAGUUCAGUCCCUGAAGAUUCUCAAUUCUUCUGGCAUUAAUGUGAUAGGACUUGGCACUUAAAACUUAGACCCUCAUAUUUUAUUUCUAGAAUUCUGCGAAUUUUCCAAAUCUGUAGGAAGCCAAUAUUCAUAAUGUGAUUUUAUUUAGUUAUCCAUGUGCAGUAUUUUGUUAAGUUAAUUGUGAGAGGUUUAAUGUACCAACACAUGACACAUCAUUGCUAUUCUGGCAAGUAAAAGUCUUGGGCAGGGAACAAAAACCCUGUUAUAAAAUAGAUACAAACUACUGGGUUAUCCGCGGAGUAUCGCGAAUUAAAAUUCAAUUCUAAGUGAAUUUCAAAUUUGGAUAAAAUGCUUAACAUUCUAUUAAAUAAUAUACAGUCACACACAGUGCAUGGCUUGUAGUAUAUAGAGUAACCACUAUUAGUAGGAAUACAAGUAAAACAAAUAGUUACUUAUCUUUUAAGUCCCAUAACGUGCCAGUUUUGCUCUGGCCAUGGCUUCUCCCCAGCUAAGAUCACCUUUACAGGUGAUCUUAGUUUAGCCAAGAUUUGAGGGAAGAUGGAAAAACCAGUAGCAAGAGAGGUGAGAACGGACAACAGCCUUAAUUAGCCUGCCCUUCGGUGGGUCCUCGCUCAGAUCUCAAGCUGGUUUUAGCUCAUCUUGUGCCAUUACAGAGAGAACAUAUCUGAAGCAUAUCAGACUGGCCCCACCCAUACGGGCAGUCCAGAUCCAAAAUGCCAGCAAGUUCAAUCUGCACAAGAGAUCUGGCAACCCCAGACGAUCGUUUCAACCUUGUAAGGUAUCAUCAGUGAGGUAUAGCCAAUAUCCCUCUAGGCACCGUGAGCAAGGGGUCCAUGUCUGCAUUGCCCUUUAAACUUAAAGAGAGAAAAAAUAGAUGGCAAGAGAGGUGGGAACAGGCAACAGCAAAAUUAGCCUGCCCUUCGGUGAGUCCCUGCUCAGAUCUCAAGCUGGUUUUAGCUGAUCUUGUGCCAUUACAGAGAGAACAUAUCUGAAGUAUAUCAUAUGGGCAGUCCAGAUCUGAAAUGCCAGCAAGAUCCCUCUACACAAGAGAUACGGCAGAUUUGAGGGAAGCAUUGGGGGUUUUUAGUGUGCAUAUGCAGCAAUCUUCAUCUUCUCAUAGAGAUGCAUUGAAUCGGUGCACCUCUAUGGGUUGUGUUUUACGCAGAGAGUGAUGACACAAAUGACGUUUAGGAAAGUCCUCUAGUGGCUGUCGAAGUAACGGCCCCUAGAGGUGAUUAUUGCAAGUAAAUAUUGCAAUUUCUCAGAAAGUCAUUGUUUGCAUUGCUGAGACUACAGAGGCAGUCUCACUGCACCAAAACCACCACAGAAAGAAGCAGAGGUUCUUUUGUUUGAGUGUCCCUUUAAGAAAAAAUUGUAGCAAAGCGAAAUAAACCUCUUUCAUGAAUUAUGAAUGGGGGAGGGGUGGAGAUUGCGCUUUACUGCAUGUGGGCGGAGUCAAAGAUUGGGGGGCUGCAGUUAAGAGAAAUAAAAAUUGAAGUCCAGAACUGCAUCUGAAUGUUUUGGUAGCAAAUUCUGCAGUUAAAACAAUAAAAAAAAAAACUUUAUAGUUUGAGGGAAAACAAUGAUGGCUCUCAUUGUUUACUUGUGAACUAAUCGAGGAGUCUACUUGGCGUUAUGACAUCAAAUUAAUACUUUUUAAUUAAUAUGCCGUUGCUUCAUAAGAUACUAUUUACACAAUUCUUGCCAGUGUGAAUUAAUUCUGCCAGAGUAUGUUUGAAUCUUGUGAUAACCGUGGGUAAUUAUUUGAAUAAGGAGUGCAUCAAAUCUCUGUAACAGAACAAGCAUGGCUAUACAGUCCUAUUGAAGAUAUCUGAUCCAAUUAAAGAGAACAACCACAGGAUCAUUUAAUUGAUCUUACCAGUCUGUAAACUCGUUUAUUUUUAUCUUCGUAGAAAUGUGUUUGGGCUGGGAGACCAAUUCAUUUAAAUUAAGCUGAAUACGCGUUUCAAAUAAUUUUUUCAGAAUAUUAAAAAGUCACAAAAUCUUUUUUUCGUGUUAAUGUAUAUAACUAAAAAAAUAUAAAUAUAUAUGUAUAAAAAAAAAGGAAAAUAUUUUUCAGAAUAAAUAAUUUGAAAAGUUUAUCCAACAAUAUGAAAUCGAGACCUUAGUACGUUGUAGCACCCUCUAAAACUAGGACAGUUUUGGGUAUAUUGUUAAUAUUUAUAUAUACAGACAUCCCUAUUUAAAGGUGCAGUCCUAUCUAGGAUUACCGAAUGCUAUAAGAGUUUCAGCAGAUCCGUCAUGUAAGCAUGGUCCAUUAAACAUUCUAUAUGCAGCAAAUAAAUAAAGAUCCGUUGCCGCUAUGACAGUAAAAUGCUAUAUACCGUACUCCAACAAUAGCUGCUAUCUCCAUUCUCCAUGUAUUGUAUGCCUGGGUUGAACAUAUCUUGACAAAAUGUAAUUGGUUAAACAUUUGCACUGAUGAAGUAAUUUUCUUGCGUGAUGUUUACAUGUUUACUUAUUUUUCAUUGUUACAAACCAUCUCGUCUUGUUCACAGGAAUCACGCUCAGUGUUGUUCCCAUGUAUUUGGGAGAAAUUUCCCCAAAGAAUUUACGUGGCUUCUUGGGUCUGUUGCCGAGUAUCUUUAUUUGCCUUGGGGUGUUUACAGCACAAGUUCUAGGACUUCCUGAAUUGCUUGGCCAGGUCAGUAUUCACCAUUACCAAUGUAUGUGGGUAGUGUUAAUAACUUAGAGAUUAUUCCCAAAACGGAUGCCAGGGGCCUGCUUAUCGCAAUGAUACGUGCUCCACACAUGCCCACGUUCUAAUCUAACAUUUUAGCCACUUGCUUACAGCUGAGUGUAGACACAGUGCCUAAAUUCAUGCCGCCAGUGGGCAUAAGCCUGGGAAUGUGAAGCCUACAAGGGGUCGAUUCCUCUCUUCUUAACAUCCUCAACUGCUGUUCUAAGCCAUAGUGACCACAUUCUUCAGCAUUUCUCUCUAUCAGGUUUUAGAAGGACUCAUUACACAUAAAAUAGUCUUGUUAAUACAGGGAGUGAGUCUGUUAAACUAUAUAUAAUAUUCAGUUUAUAUAUUGGUAUUACAUAUACCAUACCAGUGUGCUUUGCUUUCUCAAAGAAGAAACCUACACAGUUCACAUACAGGUAACCAACUAGGGGAGUCGCAGGAGUUUAAUUUCUUACAGUAGUUUUGUCCUUUUCAUUCCAUUAUCUACAACGGCAUAUCCUCUUUUCUUCUCUUACUGAUAAUCAGAACAGGAUUGUUGGUAAUGUCAAAGAAAAUCCAUUCUGUACCAAGUUCAUGUUCUGAAUAUAGUCUAUACCGCUAAUGGCUUUUGCAUUUCUUAGUGUAUACAUUGAAUUUUAAUUAAUUUUUUUCCUACCAGGAUGCAAACUGGCCCCUGUUUCUUGCCUUGAUUGUGUUGCCAACCCUUGUCCAGCUUAUAAUUCUCCCUUGGUUUCCAGAAAGUCCUCGAUAUCUCCUCAUCGAUAAAAACAAUGUCCAUGCCACCAUAGAUGGUGAGUAGCCAUUUAACAUUCACAUAAAACUGGGAAGGUUCUGGGCCAGGGAUUUAGUAAAUAGCAGAAUCAAAGUGGAGAAAUGUCAUAAUUAGUAUCUUAUUCAGUUUUCUUUUGCACUCUGUGACCUUCUGAUCCAAAGUCCAGAGGUUAUGGUAGAUAGUGGUAGAUUAAUGAGGUGAUGUAUCGUCCCAACCAUAGGGAGGAUUUGAAUAUGGGAUUAGAUUUCUGGAAGGUUGGACUCCCAAGUUCAUCCCUGUAAGAACCAAUGAAUUCAGAUUAGUUUGAACCACUUUCUGGACACAGUGACACCUCUGGUUGGUUUAGUUUGAUGGCAAGUCCAUUGAUUGUAACGGCAAGCGACAGAAUUGAAAUGUCAAUAGGAAUUCAAUACAAAUUAAAUCAGAUCUGUAAACGGUACAAUGAACUUUGAAUUUUCUGAGUGGUUUAUAACACUGCCAACUACCGCCCUAUAUCGCUACUGCCGUUUGCCUCCAAGAUCCUUGAAAUAGUUGUGUAUGCGAGAUUGACAGGCUCCCUCGAAUCCAGCUCUCUGCUUGACCCGCUUCAGUCUGGAUUCUGCGCUUGUCACUUUGUUGAAACAGCUGUGACCCAUGUAUCCAACGAUUUAAUCGCUGCUGAAUCUUGCGCCAUUAAUCUAUCCUAAUUCUCCUUGAUCAUUCUGCUGCCUUUGACACUGUUGAUCAUCAACAGCUUCUUCUCAUUCUCCAUAAUCUCAGUCUACGAGAUACUGCUCUCUCCUGGUGCUCCUCCUACCUCUCCCAGUGCUUUUUUAUUGUUUCUUUCUCUGGCUCUGUCUCUUCUUCCCAACUCCUCACUGGUGUCCCCUACUGUCCUCCAUCUAUACUGCCAUACUUGGUAAACUCAUCAGCUCCUUUAGCUUCCAUUAUCAUUUAUAUGCAGAUGACACAUAAGUCUAGCUGUCCUCUGCUGAUCUCUCUCUCCCCCCAUCUUGACUUGUCUUUGUUUGCCUCUCCACGAUUUCCAAUUGGAUGGCUGCUCACUUCCAUAAACUCAACCUGUCCAAAACAGAACUUCUGGUCUUUCCUCCCUCAAGUGUUACUACUCCCAUGUCUGUCUCCCUCCAAGUCAACGGCGCCACCAUCACCACUACCUUGCUGCCUAGGUGUUCUCUUUGACUCCGACCUCUCUUUCACCCCUCAUGUCCAGUCGAUCGCCAAAUCCUGCUGCUUCCAUCUCAAAAACAAAGUUCGCAUCCGCCCCUAUUUAACACCAGGCGCGGCUAAGGUGCUGGUCCAUGUCGUUGUUUUUUUCUUGUCUUGACUACUGCAAUCCCCUUCUCAGUGGUCUUAUGGUUUUCCAGAUUGCACCGCUGCAAUCUAUUAUGAACGCGGUGGCAAGGCUCAUUUUCCUGUUCACCGGCGCCUCCCCCCUCUGUCAGUCCCUGCAUUGGCUUCCAGUUAGAUAUAGGGCUCAUUUUAAAAUUGGGGUGCUUGCUUACAAGUCCCUACAUAAUGCUGCACCCACCUACCUAUUCUCCCUAAUACACAAGUAUGUCCCGUCGAGGCUAUUGCGCUCUGCCAAAGACCUACGUCUAUCCUCUGUCCAUACUCCCACAUCUGAUGCUCGCCUCCAAGACUUCUCCAGGGCUGUACCUUUUCUGUGGAAUUCCCUUCCCAUCUCAGACUUUCACCCAGUCUCCUUCAAAAAAUCUUUGAAAACCCACUUCUUCAGCAAAGCAUAUCAUCCCCCCCAAUAACUCCUCUUCUGCAACUGUCAAAAAUAAUCUACUAAAUUCCCAGUGAAUACUUUUCUAGAAACCCAUUUCAUUACCCCUACUUAUACCCCACUCCCUCUAGCAUGUAAGCUCAUUGAGCAGGGCCCCCAGCCCCUCUGUUCCUGUGCGUCCAUUUGUCUGGUUACCAUUACAUGUCUGUUAGUCCACCCAUUGUAUAGCGCUACGGAAUUUGCUGGAGCUAUAUAAAUAAUAAAUUUCCGCUUGAGUUGCCUCUAGUUUCAGCCAACAAACUAAUCCUACACUUCCUUUACUUUGUAAAAGACCCAUCAUUUGUUUUGAAGAAUGGAGCCUUGAGAUUUACAGUGCUGUACAAAUAAACAAUUUGGACUAUUUACUAAACUGUGAAUUGUGCGUACUGCAAAAUGCACUUUUAGACUAAACUUUGACUGUUUUGAUUUAAAUUUUUCUGUUCCUUUAUCAAUUGUGCCCAGGUCCCAAUUUCAUGAAUAAACCCAAAUGAACCCUGUACUGAAAAUUGUUCAAAAAGGAACAUUUAGAUACUAAGGUUAGGACCGUGAGUAUCCCAGCACAUGCCUAACACAAUUUCUUGAAGAAAGCUAUGCAGUUUUUUUUUUGUUGUUUUUUAAAGGUCAUCGCUUUUCAUUGUUUAAAUUUUGCCCACAGUAUGUUGUUACUUUAAUGCUGCAUUGAAAUACAAGCCUUUAAAUACAUCAGAACUGCCAGCAAAAAUGAAUGUCCCCUUUUGGUCAUGUAGGGACAUCCUGUACAUGUGCUGAGUCUCACAGGUUUAUGUACCAAAAUUGGAAUUCUAAGUGAAUUUUAAAUUUGAAGUCAAAAUAGCCACAAACAAAAUUCAGCAACGUCGCCAAUGCUUUUAUCCGGCUCGGUGUCCUUCACUUUGACUUCUCACUUUCGUCCGAUAAUCUUUAAAUGUUACCAAGUUAUGUUUUACAGUAUGGAUAUUUAUAAAGCCUAGCAUACAGCCUUAUAAAUACCGUGGUUUGUUUGUUUAUUUUUCUCUGACUUCUUGCAUUGCAAAAUUUUUACUUUACUGUGUCUUAAAACUUUUGGAUGACACCCUUUUUUUACAGUCUCAGUCUUUUUCCCCCUGCUACUACGUUUGGUGGAGAUUCGUCAAUGUUGGCCGUGACAAAUUGUCAGGUUGAUACUAAUUGCACGCUUGCAUUACAACCUGAAGUUUAGCUGUCUCGUCCAUUUGACAGGACUUCUUUUGAUUUUUGCAGUUUUGCUUGGGUGCCCAUCGGUAGUCUAGGAGCAGUUUGAAAGAUAAAUGGGUGGUUUCUCCAGCAAUCUUGUCUUUCACUUUGAUUGCUUCCCUCGGGGGUGAGAAGAUACCUGGCUAGGUUCCUUCUCCUUACUCUUCAUCCUGUCUGUUUGUUGGAUUGCUAAGCACACAGAAAGCAAUGAUCAUUUGAUAUUGAGACAACACUGUUGGCCGUUAUAAUGACUCAUAAUCAACAUGUUGAAAGGAGGAUGGAAAGCAGAUUGGGCAGGCAUAUCAGAUCUGCGAUUAUACACUGCUUAGCGGAAUCCUCUAAAUUCAAUUUGUUUUUGUUUUGUGUAAAAGAAAAUUUUUUUUUACGAGUUUAAUUUUGAAGCAAUUUAAGUCGGAAAUCUGAUCUGUUACUAGAUUGCAUUCUCUCUAAAUUACUCCGUGAGGAAAUAAUAUGCAUAUUAUAUAGGAUUAGAUAUGAAUAUAACAAAUAAAUAAGAAUAAGAUUUACCUAAUAUAUAUUAUUAUUAUUAUUAUUUAUUUCCCAAAGAGUGAAUUACCUAUUUUAAUGGUGAUUUUUAGGGCUGGAAUCUUGCUAAGGAGUCGGUAUUGCAAGUGCAAUGCAUUUAUCGAGGUGUUAUGUACGAAAAUAAAGAAUUCUUCUCUGUUGCUGCAGCCAAUAUUCAGCCUGAUUUAUAGCUUGAAGCAAACCGCACACUCCUUGAAUUUUUAAGUUUGUUUUUAAGCACAAACGUGGCACAGAUUUUUACAUGAUAUUUAUGGUUUAUGUUCUCGCACAUGGAUUUGAGUUGUGACAUUUCCAUGCCAUGAUGAAAUUUUUUUCAUGCCUUUUGCACCAAAAAUACUUUAAUUUUGCUAAUUGCGCUACAGAAUCAUUGCUGCUCUGCAUUGUGAGAUGUGGCUGUUAUGGCAAAGUGGACUGAUGGCACACUUGCUGGCCACAGUGGGUACUAUGGCAGUCACAAGCAAGGCUGCAUGGUUUAAACCCAGGUUUGAAUCCCAAUCUGACCUAGUAAGAGUCCUUAGUCGAGUUAUCUAAUGAUCUACUUCCACACCCUUGAAUCCUCAUAGAUUGUAAGCUCUUUUGGUUCUGCAUGUAUUGUAUUUUUUGUAAAAUAGAAUAAAUUACCAUCUCCAAUACUGUAGAAUUUUUGCAUGCUUUCUCCUUGGUCCAUGGGUUUUGCUGCAGGCUGUAAAUUGUGCUCAUUGUAUGAAUUCAUAACGUAUUGGGGUUAUGUGGAACAUUGUAACCAAUUAAUUAAGUUAUGUUUGUUAAUUUGGGUAACCAUUAUGGAUUUUCUAUACAUUUUAUAAAGCAUUGUGUUAUCGGUUGCUGCUAUACUGCUUCAAACAACAAAGUGGAACUUUGUGUUUAGUUCCGUUAAAAUAAAUCAAGUUAUUAACUAGCUGAAUUGGGGAAUGUGUCCAAUUUGGUCUAAAAAGUGCAAUUUUUAGUUUAGUGAAUGAUUCUAAAUGAUACAUUCUAACUUUAAUUAAUAUAUAAUCUAUCUCUGCAGUGAAAUGGUUACCUUACAAUUCCCUUUAACCCAGGCAGCCCGGCAGCCAAUCCGGCUCUUCAGGGCCAUGUGAUCACUGCCUGCAGGGGGACUGGCUGGAUUGUGAAAGAGUCCCCCAAACCUGGAAAUAAAGGCGGAUUAAGUAAAUAAAUAUAUCUCCUUAGUCCAUCUAAUUCCAGUUGUGACACUAGCUUCCUCUUUACGCAAAUAGCAACCAUGUACCACGCAGAGAAAGAAAUUCCCAUACCCAUACCUGCAGAGUAUUGCCAGUCGGAAUCCCUGCCACAAAAUGGCAUAACCGAUAUAAGAAAAAUAUCCUAGAAAAGCUAGCAGUCUUUGACCAGCUGACAAGACUACCAAAGAUCACUGGAAAACUACCACCAGACAGCAUGCUAGCUGCAGUUCAUGAGUCACUGUCGACAAUCCCAACCUGCAUCAUCUGAGACCAACAUGCUCAAACAUGCCACAUCAUUAGUGGUCCUCUAGCUGCUUGAUUACAAGAUCAGGCUCAAAGAUAAACAAUGCCCACCAUGGAGACCACGACUGGAAGCCAAGAUAAAGGCAACACGUAUGAAGUUAGUAACCUGCGUCAACUUCAUAGAGGUGGAAAGAUCAAGGACAGAUCCUGGUUACUAAAAAAGUACGAGGAUAUGCCCAUACCAGAGGCUCUGGAAACAACUGAGCAAAGACUGACAGUGUUGGCAACCAGACUAAGCAGAGACAGCAGAAGAUCAAUGCCCUGUUUACCAAAGAACCAUCCAAGUUGUAUGUACAGCUGCAGGACAACCUCAACAUAUAUCCAUCCGAGGCUCACUCAGACAGACAGAGCGGAGACUGGAUAGUACUGGAGGAACGUCUAGGAGAAAGAAGCAUCACAUAACUCCAAGUCCCAGUGGCUACUAGACCUGAAAGAAGAACAGGAACCAGAUCCAUCAGGGUCGAAACGUCGAUCAUUUUGCAGAUGUAACUUUUUUUUGUUUCUUUUUUAUUAAACCAUUAGUGAAUUUUGAAAUCCUGUGAGUGUACCCUCUAUUAUUUUUUUUUUUUCUACAUAAAUGACAUGGGUGGCACUCGGGAGGGCAGUAUACAGUAAUAAGGAGAGUGCCAAGCAGUUAACCCCUUAAGGACACAUGACAUGUGUGACAUGACAUGAUUCCCUUUUAUUCCAGAAGUUUGGUCCUUAGGGGGUUAAAGAUUUUUAUUAUCCCCACCAAGGAUAUAUAGGUCAGGAAGUCAGCAGCAGAGAACCAGGUCCAAUAAAAAAGUACUUUUAUUAAUGGGUAAAAAACAAAACUUAAAAUCAAAGAUAAAUGUAAAAUAGAUAAAUAAAGCAAUAUUACACUUAGCACAUUUAAUCAUCAGCUGGCUUUAUCAAACCUGUCAUGAGGUUAAAACAUAUGUGGGAUAUCUGGACAAUAGGAUGUUGCUCGGACACCUCAUGUUUAGAACCAGACCUUUAAAAAAUAAAAAAAAUUAAAAAUGAAGCCACGUGAUAAUAGUAACUGAUAUGUUUCAUUGUUUCUGUUUCAGCUUUGAGGUGUUUUCUCGGGGAGUAUGACGUCCAGGAUGUCAUCGAGGAGAUGCAGGAGGAGCAGCAAUCCCUUUCAUCGGUGGAGACUGUAUCAGUCUGCCAGCUGUUGAUGGACCGCACUCUGUUCUGGCAAAUUUUAUCGGUGGUUGUAAUCAAUAUGGGUAUGCAGCUCUCUGGAAUAGAUGCUGUAAGUGCUUUAUGAGUGUUCAUGGGCAAAACAAGUAAAAUAGAUGUUCUAGAAAUAAGUAGGUUCCAGCCUUGGUCCUUCAUCAAAGAUAGAGGUACUUGUGACAGGAGGAGAUAGGAUGGUGACACCUGGUGGAGACCCUUUUUUCAAGUUCCCAUAUAUGCCCAUAUACAGUGGUGUAUCCUGGUUUUCUGCUGCCCUAGGCAGGACAAAACUCAGGCAACCCCCACACCACCCCCCCAACACUCCCCCCGUCCCACCUUCUAAAUACACAAACACACAGUCAGACACAAACACACAGUCAGACACAAAAACACAAACACAGUCAGACACAAAAACACAAACACAGUCAGACACAAACACAAACACAGUCAGACACAAACACAAACACAGUCAGACACAAACACAGACACAGACACAAACACAGACACAAACACAAACACACAGUCAGACACAAACACACAGUCAGACACAAACACACAGUCAGACACAAAAACACAAACACAGUCAGACACAAAAACACAAACACAGUCAGACACAAACACAAACACAGUCAGACACAAACACAAACACAGACACAAACACAGACACAAACACAGACACAAACACAGACACAAACACAGACACAAACACAGACACAAACACAGACACAAACAUAUACAGUGGUGUAUCCUGGUUUUCUGCUGCCCUAGGCAGGACAAAACUCAGGCAACCCCCACACCACCCCCCCAACACUCCCCCCGUCCCACCUUCUAAAUACACAAACACACAGUCAGACACAAACACACAGUCAGACACAAAAACACAAACACAGUCAGACACAAAAACACAAACACAGUCAGACACAAACACAAACACAGUCAGACACAAACACAAACACAGUCAGACACAAACACAAACACAGACACAAACACAGACACAAACACAGACACAAACACAGACACAAACACAGACACAAACACAGACACAAACACAGACACAAACACAGACACACAGUCAGACACAUACACAGACACAUACACAGACACACAGUCAGACACAUACACAGACACACAGUCAGACACAUACACACACACACAAUCACUCACAUUAACGUUUUUUUUUUUAACCCCCCACCCCCACCUCCUUACCUUUGGGAGUGCUGGGGUGGGGGUCUCUCUCUUCCUGGUGGUCCAGUGGCUGCUGGGCGGCGCUGGCUGGUGGUCUGGUGGGCGGCUGACGAGGUAGCUCUUCCUCUGAGCACUCUGCUCAGCUCCCUCGCGCGCCAGAGUGAGGCUGGGAGCCGGAAGAUGACGUCAUAUUCCGGCUCCCAGCCUCACUCUGCGGCGCGCGAGGGAGCUGAGCAGACCGCUCACAGGAAGAGCUCCCUCGCCAGCAGCCAGCGCCGCCCGCCCGGCAUGUCAGUUAGCCGCAAGGCUAACAAGGCAUUUGCCCUGGGCAUUUGGGGGCAACAUUUUUUCCCGCCCCCUGAAAAAUGCCGCCCAAGGCAAAUGCCUUGUUUGCCUCGCGGCUAAUACGCCCCUGCCCAUAUACCAUAUUUGUUUGAAAUAUAGGACACAGUUUAUUUACCACAAAAUUUGGGGUAAAAUACUGCCUGCAUCCUGUAUCCAGGAGGGAACGAAACGAAGUCACUCCAUGCAGUGCCGGUUUCUCUGGGCCGCACUCCAUGAUCACAUCAUAGUCAUUACUGAUCUAGUGGGUGAAAAUGAAUGGUGUGCUCGGUGGAGAUGAGGAAUUUCUGUCCCAUGCUUGGCACCAGCAAAGGCAGACCAUUUUUACCUGGUAGACAGCUGAACUACUGGUAAUUACAGGAGCGAGCGUGGAGGCGACAUCAGCAUCAUAUUCUGUACCUUUGUCUGUCUGCAGUUACUCCUGCAACCUCAAAGCCUUAGGGCAGCAAUAACUGUGUGUUUGGGGGUUAUUACAAAAGGGAUACAUGGGGAAAUGGGGAAAUAUGAUAGGAACAAGUGAGGAAGGGGGUAUGAGAAGAGAGAAACCAAGGAAGGAUGGAGAAGAGAUGAACAAUCAGAGUAGACCUGGGAAACAAGUGAGAAUAUUGGGUAGAUUACAAGAGUAACGCUGUUUAUUUUUUUUACUUUAAAGUUCUAAUUAAAAAAAAUAUGGGUGUGUCGUAUAUUCCAAAACAUACGUUAUAUAAUAAUCCACUAAGGUUUUGGAAAGUCUUUGCUUUGGAGAAGGGGUGAGCCUGAAAAGAACAUUCUUUCAAGAGAUUUUUUUAGAGAAAUAGAAUGGUUGAAAUAAGAGGCUGUACAAUGAAAUGUAUUUGACAAUUUUAGAUCAUGAACAGGGAGCUCUGCUACGCUGAAAAGGUGGGUGCAUGGAACAGCUUCCAACCGAAGUGGCAAUGUUGAAAGUUUGCUAUGCGUGUUUUUUAUGUGUAAAGAAUGGCAUUGUUUUAAAAUGUGUCUAAGCACGACUCUUGUUUCUGUUUUCUUUGCAGAUCUGGUUUUACACCAAUUCUAUAUUUGAAAACGCUGGGGUACCUCUGGCUGAAAUUCCGUACACAACUGUGGGAACCGGAGCAAUUGAGAUAAUUGCAGGUUUAAUUGGGGUACGCUUUCACGUUAUGUCCUCCCCCCACUGCCUCACCCCUGUACAUACUGUGUAAAAGCUAUAAACCAUUUGUUUUGGUAUACCUGCUCAACUAUUGCACAGCGGAUUCAUUCAGUUCAGGCAAGCCAUUUUUUUUUUCAGCCAUGACAAGUGUUUGGGAAACAAUUCGGACGAACCAAAAACGGUGUGAAAAUGGGCCAGAUAUAUAAAUAUAAUUAAAUAUUCUAUAUAUAGUUUCAGAAAACUGAGAGGUGCAUUUUCCCACUAUUCUGUAGAUCCAGUAUGAAAAACUAAUCAAAUAUAGGGAUAUAUAAAUAUAUAAAUUAGUAUUUUUUGCAUUAUUUAAGUACAGUUCACCCUCCUGUUUAGUACAAUCCUUUUAACAUUAUAUACAGAAAAGAGUCACUAUAUAACACACGUGUGAUGAAUAAAACCAUUCUAAAAAAAAAGUGAACCUCACGGACACCUCAUAUGCUAAACAAACACACAGAUAUACUUCCUUUUGAGUGUUUGUUUAGCCUUUUAACAUUCUCUCUGUGGACAAUACCAAAACUGAGAGGUCGCAGAGAGAUUUCUAAAUCGAACAAACUUCUUCUUUUAAAUUAUAAGACACUUAUCAUCUCUUUAAACGGUGCAUGGUUCGCAUGGCAGAUACUCAAUCAUUUGUGAUUUUUUGUUUUUUUUCUAAUUUCUUUUUUAUAAAUGUAAAUAAAAUUGAAACAUUAUCUGCAGAGCUCGACAACGGUACUAAGUUUUAUUUUGUAACUGCAAAUAUUUCCCAAUACUCCCUAUAUAAUAUCGUCCUUAACAGGGGGUUUAUUCAUUAAGAGUAGAUGUUUUUUCUUACUUGGUUAUUUUUGCCAAACUGUGCAGCUAAAUCACAAUGCAAUGUGUCAAGCAAAGAUGUCUUUAAGUGACUUUCCUUUCUGUUCUCUGUGUUUUGCCUUGGUUGGUGUAUUGCAGGACUAUCCUACUUUCUACUCUCUGAUAUUAAAUCUUAAUCUAGGAGCAGCAGUUUAUAUUACCCCCACCCCCUUUUCAGGCCACCCUACCCAACUCUUGGUCCAGAAUUUUAUCUUGCAUCCUACUUUGUGACGGUCUCGAAGCAAAUUAGUCUGAAAACAACCGUAGAUAUCAAAUGCAGGGGUGGUGCAUGUAUUAUAACGCGCAACCCAACCCAACAUUGGGAGAGUAUGAUUAUGGGGUGGGGAUGCCGUCAUGCCUUGGUCUUUUUGAUUAAAAAAAUGUUACAUUUCGGCCUGGCAUGCAUGCGCGCUCCGUUUAUGCAGUGUCUCUGUAAAGUUACUCUCUCACUGUGUUUUAUUGGGGACUUGUCACUGGAAUCCUUAAAAGCAGGACCCCAAACUUCGGAUUGGGGUACAGGAGUCCCAAGGCGGAGCUGUCCCACUGUAGUGUUUAUUAACUGAACAAAAUUGUACUAAACUAAAAUCUAUGAAUUGUAAAAGUAAGUCCACUUUGAUUAAAGCGGAGUUUAAGUUUUUUUUUUUUUAAUAGGCACAUUUGUGUAAAGUUUUUAGCAAAUCAAUGUUUAGUGAAUGAAUCCCUGUAUGCUAAAAAUCUCUCCCACCUUUUCUUCCAAUGGUCAAGCGAUUCCAGAGCAUUGAAUUGUACUCUGAGAGAGAAAAGAAAUAACCACAACAGACAUUCAGGACGCCCACGAGGCCCAAACUUGUUCAGAUUUAUUUUAUUAUAUUGUGUGCAGUAAUUGCAAAAGUCACCAAAGGCUUACAUUUCAGAUCACUUUCACAGUGUAACAAUUUUCACACAACACUCCCAGUCCCACCAGGUUUGUAGACCAUCUCCCGGUCCCAUUCGUAGUUUCGGUAAUUUGUUAAAAUAAGGUGUUUUGAGACGUUAUAGACCUAACAAAUAUUGGAUAUUCCACUUAAAUAAAUGGUUAGUUGUUAUUUUGCUACAACAAAGGGUUAUUUAAGUGAGAAUUGUCAGGAUUGCAAAGUAAAUUGAAAGUGAAUUUCAAAUUUAAGACAAACGUUCUUCAUCUUAAAAAAUUAUCCAUUUCAGGUCAUCUUACAGUUUGGCUAUUUUGACCUCAAAGGGAUUGUCAGAGCACCAUAACAACUUAAUAAAAAUAAAGUUGCUAUGGUGCCAUGACUUUUUACUGGUUAAAAAAACUAAAUAUAAAUGUUUUGUCUUGUAUUGCUGCUUAUUAUGAUGCUGUAGACUUUCUUCAAAAGCCACCACCAGCUCAAAAUGUUACCCUAUCCUUUUCUUGGUUUGGGUACCGCAUCUCCUGCGCCCAUUGGGGUGUCUCCAAAUCCUGCCAUAUCUGUGCGUCUUGAGCUGAAUUGAUGAGGAACAUACUUUUGAUUUCUUCAGAACCACAACAUUGCUCUAACCCUUUGUGCAUGUAAAAAAUGCUACUCCAAUAAUUCUAUAUUUAUUUUUGUGCUAUUUUUUUUUCUCUCUCUAAAUUCAACUUUGAUAGUAUUUGUUCUUGGUUUUGCUAAAUGGUUUAUUUUUUUCAUAUUUAUUAAUGAAUAUAUAUAUUAUAUACAUUUAUUUUUACUGCAUAACCUUCUCUAGUACUUGUUUUGUUAUUGAUAACAUUUGCAACCUAUUACAAAGAGGUGUAAAUCACUGAGAAGGUUAUUGGCUUUCCUUAUGAACCCUAAGACAAAUAGCUGUCUACCAACCUGUAACAUUUCUUGCUUCUAUCUUGUCCCUUUUUGCUCUUCCCCUGUGCCCCCCCCCUCACCCCCAAACCACCCGCGCCUCUGCUAUCUCUUACUCCUAACACCAUUUAUACUCUGCUUAGCUGAGAGUUACCUCAGUGGAGUACAGAUUUAUAACAAAGCGUGCAUUCCAUAUUUUUAACCCAGGGCUGGCCUGAGCUACAUAACACUAAAUUAGAUUUUUGACAAUUAGAGAGACUAAUGUGAGCCAUCGGAUCCCAGGAGCUAAAUUUCACAGCACGUACUUCCUUUAAUAAACAUAACGCACUGCAGAAGUGAAUUUCAAAGCUCCCUCCCGUUAACACUUAUUUACCCCUUUCUAUCUUUCUCAAUUUCCCCUCUUUAUUUAGCCGUAUUCGGACCCACUAAACGGUCGUCUGCUCUUGCCAUCUCCUGUUGAGCACUAAUAAAAUAGCUUGAAGAGGUGGGAAAGGGAUGUUUUUUGCAGUGAGAGCCUCAUAUUCACUCAGGCAGACUCAUAGCUCUGUAAGUCUGAUUGGUCCUGAGUGGAGACUGAAAUGGCACCCGAUGGACACCAUGAAAUUGGAUAUAAAAUUACAAGCAUUUGUUCUGCUGUCAAUAUUUUCUGCUGGAUUUGCUCAAAGCUUUUUAUUUAUUUAUUUAUUUAUUUAUUUUUCCUCCUUCUUUCGACUCACUCUAAUAUUCCAGAGGGGAGUUUUCUUUCUUUUUAUUGAGUUUUGCAAUGAGAAAAUGGACAUGUUAUCCGAGUUUCAUACAUCCUCUUAGCCACUGAUUUUCAUUUUAAAAAUGGCAGGUUUUAUUUUUGUAGUAGCAGAUCAUUUUUCCAUGGUUAUUUGAAGUAAUGACAUCACCACGUUAUGUUUAACAUAUUCUUUGCAAAUGUGUUUUAUAUCAAGGUAGGACUAUUCUAAGAAUUCACAUUGGAGAACACUAGAAUUUUAUGUGAAUUAACCCCAGCAAGAAGCAAAGAUACCCCUGUUCUUGCUAAGAUGUGCUAAUUAGAGACUCCUUAAUUUUCGUGGGGAGAUCUGUGUACAGAUCUGCUUGUCUGGCCCAAGAAUGGGUUUGAAGAACCGUGUGUUAUUGAGGCAUUGCAUGCCAGUAGUAUACCAACUAAAAGUCAAGUUAGCACAUCAUUCCUAGCUGUAACAUAAGGAAUGAAUGAUGUGGGGUUUCUACUAAGAAGAAGAUAUCUCAUGCAGAGACUUGAUGGAAGGUGAUUUUAUCUACAGCACGGGAAAAGCUUCUUUACAUAAGGAAUUAUAAAGAUAUGGAAUUAUCUGCCAUGAAAGGUUGUUGUUUUUGAUAAAUUUGGUAGAACUCUGAAAAAAGACCUUCAACGUGGUCUAUCUGGUUUAAUAUUGUGAAAAUAAUUAUUCUGAAAAUGACUUGCUAGUUUGGUACACUCAAGUAUUGAUCAAUUGUACAGCAACUGGUGAGGCCUUCACUUACCUGAAAAUGAAAGAGAAGUACUUUAAAAUUCCACGGUGAAAGAUGUAGGGCUGGAGACUGCUCCACAAACACUAGGCCUCAUGGAGUCAUUAGUCCAAACUCCAAUGGGAUUAAUUAACUCAUCUGACUGCUUGGGCAACAGGGGUACCUGGUCACAUUUCUGACACACUGUGUGGCCAGGACCACAUUAAAGUGAAAGAGCUGACUGCAAUCAGCGUAGUUCUUCUUCGUAAGCCCUAUUGUCAUCUUUCAUGGUCAGGAUAUAUUCCCGACACUCAUAGUAACCACCAGUGGAAGGCCUGUACAUAAACAAUAACUUUGGUGUCAUUUAUAAUUACUGCUCCCAGGAGGCUGAAAUGAUUUUAUCUACAGUCACUUAUUCUUAGUAAAUCUGGAGUUUCCCUAAACUGUGAUCGGUAUAAUGGAAAACCCAUAUAAAGGUUUAAUAGCAAUCACAUGGGCUCUGUAGGGGUCACUUAGAUGGGGUCAAUGCGAAUACUGCAAACCUCCAUCCACCUGGUGGUGAAAGUUUAUGUCUGAACAUGAUCGUUUAAGCCAACCAACUUCCAUGGUUAAAUUCAGGAAAAUGUGGAUAAACCCAGAGCUUUACUUUGUGCAGCUCCCUCAAACAAAGUGUGAAAAACUGAUGGUCAUACACUAGACUAGGGGUGGACAACCCCUGAUGAAUAUCUUCUCUGUAGUGGACAUGUAAGAGCAUUAUGUAGUCCAGAACAUCUGGAGUGCCGAAGGUUGCCUACCCCUCUAAUAGCCAAUAGUAAGUCCCAAAUUUCCACCUCUUAUAUAUCCACUACAGAGUAAGAUAUUUUUAAAUUAAUUUUUUUAAUUUCCAGAGGUUUAUAUUUUUUUCCUACCAGUGCGUAUUUUUUUUAUUACUAUUUUAAUUUUCCUUUACUAGACGCCAAUACUGCGGCUAUAUUUAUUAUAAUAUGAAUAAUUCUUAGAAAUAAGUCAAAUUUUUUUUUAUUUUUAAUUUUUAUUAAUUUUAAAGCAUUGUAUCCUGAGUAAAUUGAUGCAUUUGACCAAUAGGAGCUCUAUACUAUCUACGAAUAUUACCACAUUCUUAUUGUUUGCACUCUCUCUCGCUCGCUCUCACUCAUGUUUUCUGUCUAUUAAUCUGGUUUAAUCUGAUUGAAAUAAUUAUUACUAAAUUCACUAUGUUUUAUUGGGAUCUUUGGGGUCUUCAUAUUCUGUAUAAGUGUAUGAUCUAUAGUUUUGUGUUCUUCUCUUUGCAGUGUUUUACAGUUGAGAAGCUGGGCAGACGGCCUCUUGUAAUUGGUGGAUUUAGUUUUAUGGGUUUCUGCUGCGCUGGGAUAACGUUGGCGCUGGUGUUUCAGGUAUGAUGAGUUUCCCCAUCAGUUUUAUGCUCUUUUACCCAGAAUUCUAUAAUAUCCUAAUCCUCCUCCGGCUAGUGGAUGGAUUCUAUAAUAUCCUAAUCCUCCUCCGGCUAGUGGAUGGAUUCUAUAAUAUUCCAAUCCUCCUCGGGCUAGUGGAUGGAUUCUAUAAUAUCCUAAUCCUCCUCCGGCUAGUGGAUGGAUUCUAUAAUAUCCUAAUCCUCCUCCGGCUAGUGGAUGGAUUCUAUAAUAUUCCAAUCCCCCUCGGGCUAGUGGAUGGAUUCUAUAAUAUCCUAAUCCUCCUCCGGCUAGUGCAUGGAUUCUAUAAUAUCCUCAUCCUCCUCCGGCUAGUGGAUGGAUUCUAUAAUAUCCUAAUCCUCCUCCGGCUAGUGGAUGGAUUCUAUAAUAUCCUAAUCCUCCUCGGGCUAGUGGAUGGAUUCUAUAAUAUCCUCAUCCUCCUCCGGCUAGUGGAUGGAUUCUAUAAUAUUCCAAUCCUCCUCCGGCCAGUGGAUGGAUUCUAUAAUAUCCUAAUCCUCCUCCGGCUAGUGGAUGGAUUCUAUAAUAUUCCAAUCCUCCUCCGGCUAGUGGAUGGAUUCUAUAAUAUUCCAAUCCUCCUCCGGCUAGUGGAUGGAUUCUAUAAUAUCCUCAUCCUCCUCGGCUAGUGGAUGGAUUCUAUAAUAUUCCAAUCCUCCUCCGGCUAGUGCAUGGAUUCUAUAAUAUUCCAAUCCUCCUCCGGCUAGUGGAUGGAUUCUAUAAUAUUCUAAUCCUCCUCCGGCUAGUGGAUGGAUUCUAUAAUAUUCCAAUCCUCCUCCGGCUAGUGGAUGGAUUCUAUAAUAUCCUAAUCCUCCUCCGGCUAGUGGAUGGAUUCUAUAAUAUCCUCCUCCGGCUAGUGGAUGGAUUCUAUAAUAUUCCAAUCCUCCUCCGGCUAGUGGAUGGAUUCUAUAAUAUCCUAAUCCUCCUCCGGCUAGUGGAUGGAUUCUAUAAUAUCCUCAUCCUCCUCCGGCUAGUGGAUGGAUUCUAUAAUAUCCUAAUCCUCCUCGGGCUAGUGGAUGGAUUCUAUAAUAUCCUAAUCCUCCUCGGGCUAGUGGAUGGAUUCUAUAAUAUCCUAAUCCUCCUCCGGCUAGUGGAUGGAUUCUAUAAUAUCCUAAUUCUUCUUGGGCUUGUGCAAUGUUCCAAAACCUGCAUCAACAUGGGGGUCUGUAGGGGGCAAAUACCUCCACUCUGAGUGGUUUAAUAUAAUAAGAAUAUUUGUUACGGGUUUCUUAUGACAUUUUUUUUUUUUUAAUUCUGUAUCACUUAUAGCCUCUGCGAUGUAAUGUACAAAUUGCUGGAUUCUUUAUAGGGGUGUUUUGAGAUUUCUGCAUUCCUUAUGCUGUAUGUUCAUUUUAAUAUUUAUUAAACCAGGGAGAGUAUAUUGCAAUGAUGACCAUAUUUCACAAGAACUGCUAUGCGGUGGCUGAUUACUCUGCCUUGUUACGGCACCUAUACUCAUAGAUCAUUUGUAUGCAAAAAAACAAAAACUUUUGUCUGCAAGUAAAAUAUUGUUCUGAAUAUCUUUCUGGAACACAAGAAACCGAUGCCUAAUUAGAUUCCUUUGUAGCCAUUGUCAGUCACCUGUUCAGAAAAGGUUAUUUGAAUACUCCAUUAUUGGUAAAAAACUAAAGAAAACGUAACAUAGCUAAUACUUGAUAUCUGGCUGUGAUAGGACUCUAAUUCCUACAAUCCCUUGGCAGACUAACACUACUGUAAUAAAACUCCCAUGAUCCUUUGCUAAAGGACACUAAAGGUCCAGUAUUUAAAUACCUCAGCGCUACUGAUUUCACUUAGAAAUAUAUCAGGGUUUUUCACUAAAGUGUUAAUUGUUAGGAAUUUAAAGUUAAUUUAAAAUUUUAAGUCAAAUAAAAAGCUCCACUAUCUUCACAAAGGAAGCAGAGCUUGCCUUAUGCCUUAAAGGGAUUCUCCAGUACCAGGAGAACAAUCCCUGGCACUUUUCCUGGCACUAUAGGCUCCUGUAGUGCCCCCUCCCUGCCCCCAUCCCAUGUUGCUGAAGGGGUUAAACCCCCUUCAGAUACUUACAUGAAUCCAGAACCGAUGUCCCUCUGCGUUUGAUCAGUCUCCGCCCACGCUCCUCCCCCGCCGAUGUCAGCUGGUGGGGGAGACCUAAUGCGCAUGCACGGAAAUGACUGCGUGCACAUUAGACAUCCCCAUAGAAAAGCAUUAUUCAAUGCUUUCCUAUGGGGAAAAUCUGACGCUGGAGGUCUGUGAGCACGUCCGGCAUCAGAUAACCGAUAAAAGGUCAGUUAGGAUUCCGGAAGCCCUCCAGUGGCUGUCUGUUAGACCUUAUGGUAGACCGCCACAGAGGGCAGACUUAGAGCUGCAAUGUAAACAUUGCAGCACUAAGUGCAAAAGGGUCACAGCACCCAGACCACUUCAAUUAGCGGAAAUGUUCUGGGUGCCUACCGUGUCCCUUUUAAGCUGCACCUUUGUGAAGAUUUAUCAAGCGCAUGAAAAAUACACAAGACAAAAUAGUCAUUACUUUGUCUUUUUGUUUUAAAAUUAAUAAAAUUAGAACCGAUUUUUCUGGAAGAGAAGGGGAAACGGGUAGGAAGGUAUGUUUGAGGUGACAGACGCUUUAAAUCAUAUCUGACUUGGACAAUUUUUACAUUUGGAUUAUUUUGGCCUAAAUUCACUUUAAAAUUACAACAAUUCCCACUUUUAGAAUCCCCCUGUGUGUGUUUGUUAUUAUUAUGUGCAUGCUGGUGAUCAGCGCUAACUGGAUUUAAAGUAAUGCCUUUCUGCCAAUCUCUUGGAUCACUGAGUGUUUGAAGAUGAUUUGUGUCUUUUUAUUGCAUUUAUUGUAAUUUUCAUUUUCUGUUCUGUGUGUUGUGCUCUGUAUGUUUUUAGCACUAAGUGAUAUUAUUUCAUAAUACAGAUUCUGUUUACUCUUUUUUUUUUUUUUUUUUAAUGUUAUUUCAAUACUGUGCAGGCGCGGAUUGCCUGGAUGCGCUAUGUUAGUGUGGCAUGCGUCAUUGGAAUAAUUGCAGGCUUCUGCAUUGGACCAGGUGAGCCCUCAUAUCUAACCUUUUAAUUCCAGGAUCUAUGUGUGUGUACUCCCAAGUUUUGGGUUCAAGUCUUGAUUGUUUUUACACUAAACUCAGGAUAAUCUGAAGUGGAAUAUUUUGUAUUGUGCUCUGAUUGGAUGAAGUGCUAUCUGUUUGUGAUGGAUUCAGACCUAUAUCCCAUACCCAACUAUCGUUCUUGCCGUAUCUACACUCUUCUUGCAUAUAGCAAACAUUUGAAGAAGACUGUGUUCAAGAAUGUCCAGGUUCUAGAAUGUCCGGGUUCUAGAUGACAGCCAAUCAGGAAGAAGAAUUUUACUGAGAAGGUUCCUGCCAUCCUCACUAAUGCUCUUUAUGACAAACCCCAUUAGUUUUAGAGACUCUACCAUAGGUCUAAUAGACUUUAGUUAACAUGUCGUUCUGUGUAUUUUCACCUGAAAUACAUAAAGUGUUCUCUUCCACUGCUAAUGAAAGAGUUAAAGCGAGGGCAGAAGCUUUGCCGAGUCUAUCUUAAAAUGAUGGAUGGAGACUGGGGUGGUUUAUCCCAUUGAUAUAUUAGCAGUGCCUCUAACAAAUCUAUAAUUCAUUUUCAGCUGAGAAUUUAUUCAGUGUAAUUACAUCUUUAAUUAGGAUUUUUAUGGCUCAUUGUUCAUAAACAAUGAUGAAUAUGACUUUUAAAGCAACAAGGAUUAAGAUAAAAAAAAAUUCUGCGUGAGCUGUGAGUACAAUUCCGUAUAUAUAUCCUUUUUCUUUUUUUGUUCUGCAUGAAUUUUUCUAUAUUAAGAGUCCCUUGUAUGGCGUGAUGUGGAAAUAAUGAACUACAGUCAAAAACGUCUACUGAAAACCAUUAAAUUCAUUUUAUCAACAAUAGACUGAGAAUGAAAAAUGUUCUCUUAACCCAUUUACUAUCAUUGGGAUCUACAAAUGGAUCGCUGACUAGCAGCGGAUGAAUGUAUUAAAAUAAGACACUUAGUACUGAAAUUGAAUCCCUUUCCUAACCCCAGGCUGCUGGGCCUUUAAGUGAGGAGGUGAUUAAAAUGUGUGGUGUUAAAUUAAGAGUGAAAAUGCAAGUUGUUGUUUUUUUGUUUGUUUUUUAACUUGGGUGGAAAAUUCUGCUUCAAUUGCGUUAAAUUCCAUUGCUCGACAAUCUAGUGUAUUUAUGUUUUUUUUUAUAUAAUUGCAAAUAUAGACUUUUGUUUCACAUACACGUUUUCUGUCUCUACUUUGGGUAAAUAAUGAUAACACUUCACCAGGUUUGCAUCAUUCAAUCUUUGUAGGUAAAGUUUUACACUAAAAAUAUAAAUUUUUUUCAAGUUGCCAGAUUGGGUAGAUUUUGAAAUGGAAGAGGUGGCUGACUACCUUCUCUGCAAAGUACAUUUGAUCUUUUUCGCAGGGUGGUGGCGAAAAUAAAUUUUUAUCAAACAUUUAGUGUGUUUUUUUUUUUUGGGGGGGGGGGAAGGAAUAUUUGUAUUAUCUACCUCUGUAGAUAGAAUCUACUAAAUUCUACUGACAUAAAAUUGAGAAAAUGCCAUUCAUACAUGCCAAGUGCCCUGAUUUUGGUUGUUUGUCCCUAGAAUUGGCACCUACUGGAUUAUCCAUAUCUCCAAGUUAGAAUGGCAGUGGCCCAGCUCCUUUGCCUGUUUUGCAGCAACAUUUGCACCAUAUAUUCACAAAGAGCAGAGUCAAUUCUAUACCUUUUGGUGCAUGUCUGCAUGAUGAUACACGGCCACUUAAUGUGUCGAGUUGUGUUGUGACUACACACUGUAUACUGAAGAAGGUUUUCUUACCAAGACACUCGUAGAGUUAUUUUAUUUUUUUUCUUCUUCUUUUGAGGUUUCAAUCUUUUUGCUUUUGUGUAUCAUUCUUGUCUACCGUGACAAUACAAUUCCAGUUUUACUGAUUCCGUAAACAACACAAACUACGUAAAAUUGUGUCAGAAUAGACAAACAUACAGUCAGUGAUAGAACUAAAUUACGGCCUCGCUGACUGUGUAUACUGUUUGCACAGUAUUGAAAAAAAAAAGGGGGGGAGGGAGUUAAUCAAAGUUUUGUGUUCCAAAAAAAUGCUCUGAAGUACUAGAUGUAGGCAAUCACCAUGGAAACCAGUAGACUCAGCGGGCACUAUCAGUUGGUGACUCCUCACCUUUUACAUUUUUUCAUCAAUUGUUAGAAAAUAACAUUUUGAGAAAUCUCCCUCAAAGUGAAGUUUACAGAACCCCUUAAUAAACUCGGCUCCAUCCUUACACCAUAAGCAAGUCUCUUGUUGGGUCUCAACCUACACUUGAGGAAGACUUUCUCUAAUAAUAACCGCACCAAAAAAGUUAUUAAAUGCAAAAAUCCAUACACACUAUACAAACGAAGAGGGUAACUACAACAUGAGAUACGUGACCUGAAUCUGAAAAAAGUCAUAGAUAGGUCGAAUGGCCAUCCAGCAGAUGUGGCAAAUACCGUGAAAGAAUGACAUGUUUAGCAAAGAUCUAUGAAGAACAUAGGAAACGUGUUAAAAAGGUCUUGGAGAAGUUAUAAUAAUUAUUAUAUCAUGGUGACUGGAGUACAGUGUUACAGUUCUCGAUUUGGCUUUUUAACUAACCUUUCUCCAGCUUUGCAGAGAUCUUCUAACAUGAGAUUCUGUGACUGUGCCUGCUUUCCUUUAAGCCGCUCAGCUAAAUGUUGAAGGUGUCUGCCCUCUUCUGGUAGCAACAAGAGCAGACUGAUACAAGGAUGUGACAAUCUGAACUUUAUAUCACCGAGAGUCUUCAGAUUGCCGGCAAUGCGUAUGAUCACCCAAAACACGCACCCAAGCACGGUGACUUAUAACACAGAUUAACCAUAAUGUCACCUAAGGUAGCCUCAUUAACUUCCAAAUUGUCAUCAUGCUAAGAGUAAAGAAGCCCCCAAAAUGGUAACUUGUCAAAGGCCUUGUGUGAUCUUUAUUAUUCUCUGUCUUAAAUCGCAACAAAAACGUUUUCUCUUUUUUUUUUUUUUUUUAUAACUCAUGUUUCUCAAAAGAAAAUAAAUGAAACACAUUUAGAAUUUUUAAACAACUACCCUCUCAGUAGUGGUACUGAACCCUUCACACGUCAUAGUCUGUAAAGGAGGGAAGACCAUUUCAUUUUGUAAUAAAUAUAAUUGGACUCAGUCACUGUCUAUAGGAGUUUUUUUACUGAAGGGAGAAGCCCCACAAAGAUCUGCUCUUAUUUGAUUGUCUCAAGGAAAUCUUGUGACCAUUUUCUCCCCAGAUCACAUGUGUACACACAGUAAAGAUAUGUUGAGGUCUUCAUCGAACGCUUACUUUUAUUAAAGGGACAAUGAUUUUCAUUAUACCCUAAUUAACUUUAUAGGGACACUCCCGGGUGAAAUACAUUUUUUUAUUUUUUUUAAUGCAUUUUAUGCAUUAUCAUAAAAUAUAACGCUCGGUCCCCCUAAACCAAAGACACAGUAAUUCUAGCGACAACUUAAACUUAUAAAGAUAUCCAUAAAAUAAAUCCCUAUCUCAGUCCUACUUUUACCCAAGCAGUGUCCAUUUUUGUGUGUUUUUUUUUUUUUUAUUAUUUUUCUUGUAGGUGGUUGUUCUCUUGUAAUUCUUUCUGAGCGAAGUUAUUUGGCUCAAUUCAGUUAGCAUUAUGUUGGUCAUGAAUAUAGUGAUUGUUAGAAGAAAGUUAUCAGAAUUUCGUACCAUGAGUUUGCUUCCAUAAGCCACAUUCUAAAAAUGUCUUCAAAUAUAUAUACAUACAUAUAUAUAUAUAUAUAUAUAUAUAUAUAUAUAUAUAUAUAUAUAUAUAUAUAUAUAUAUAUAUAUAUAUAUUAAUAAUAUUAUUAAUUUUUUUUUUUUUUUUUUUUUUUUUGCUAAAACUAUUUGUUUUAGAGCGACUUGUAUAAUGGACAUUAUUGCAAAACAUGUCAAAUGCCAUAAUGUUUUGUUGAUGCCAAGAGUACCCCUUUUAGUCUUACAAUGUCUGUUUAGAUUUCAAAAACCAAAUACCUUUUCCCAAUUUUGCUUUUUGUGUGUGUUUGUAUUUUGUGUUUUUUCUUUUUCAAUUUAUCUUUAUUCCUAUUUUUUUUUUUUUUGGAAUCCAAAUGUAAUCGUUUAAAUAGCACAAUCUCUUCCUUUGUUUAUGAAUGACUCCACUUACCUACCAGACUUGUUGAUGUCUCUUGAAUAGAGAGGAUAUUUAAAAUCUAGCACUUGUAUUUUUAUUUUGUUUUUUAACACAUAGAAAGCUGAAUAGGUUAAUCUAUCUACAAAAGAGAUUAAAACAAUAAAAAAAGGGUUUUUUUUGCUAUAGCAUGCAUGGUGCUGUUUUGUGCACUAAAUAUUUUUGUUGGGGAAAAGAAAAACUAAAUAUUUUUUCCAAAUGCUUUUACAACGUAUCAGUAGUUGAUGAUUUGUGUGUGUGUUUAUAAUUUGGACCUAUAUAUAUAUAUUCAUUUUAUUUUAUUUUCCAGCUGGGAUUCCAUUUAUAAUGACUGGAGAACUCUUUAAACAGUCUCAUCGUCCUGCAGCUUACAUUGUGGGAGGGACACUGAACUGGUUAUCAAAUUUUACUGUAGGAUUUGUCUUUCCAUUCCUUCAGGUAAUGUGUGAAAUCUUAAAAAUGGAAAUAAAUCAAAGCAGAGUUUUUACAUGUGUUCACUUACACAGUGCUUGUGUUUAACUCACAGUGAGCCAUGCAGGAAGAUUCCAGUAUAACAUUCUGUCAAAGUGUGCCCAGCAGCCCCAUGAAAUUAUGCCCAUGUCUAUAACUAGAUCUAUAUCUGGGUGGGGGGCGGAGGGGGCGCUAUGGUUUGGUUUCCUCCCACAAUAAAGGUUUAAAUAUGUACACAGAACAAAAUUACAAAUGCAGCUCUUUGGUUUUUGCCCCCAUUUUUCAUGAGCUGAACUCAAAGAUCUAACACUUUUUCUAUGUACACAAAAAGCCCAUUUCUCUCAAAUAUUGUUCACAAAUCUGUCUAAAUCUGUGUUGAUGAGCACAGUGUCAGUGACAGUUCUAUACAAUAAUGGCCCUAAAUACAGAUAGUGUCAGUAUUAACACCGACAUUCCCUUGCAACCAAACCGAGUUUAUUGCACUUCAGACAUCCUGAAAAAUAUACAAAUAAAAUACAUAAUUCUCUUCCAACUUAAGCACCAGUUAACAAGAUGCCACAAGAGGUUGUAUACCAAAGGGAAUGACAAGGAGAUAUAAUCAUAAAACCAAAAAGCCAUUGACUAUAUAUCAGAUAUCAAACAUUACCGGGUAAUGCAUGGUACCUGGCACUGAGCUGCACAUCUUGGCACAAACAUGGCUGGCAUUUACACAGGUAUAGGAAAAUGCAUACAAAGAAACCUGGAAAGAGUGGUUCUGGUCUGUAGCGGAGAGGCAGUAUGAUCCACGAUAUCUCCGCUGGGUAACAGGAACAACAAAGGAUAAUCCAGGGAAUCCGCAUCUAAUAAUCCAAACAGCACUGCAGUAACCCUUCCUUCCCAAGAACUAGACGACACAUAGGCUGGGAGUCAACUGAGGUUUUAAUCACAGGUCACAGUAUUUAUGCAAUUCCCCAUGCAAGGGGUUUCCAAACAGACAUUACAGGGGUUGUACAGGAGGGGACUACAUGGGGGACUUACAGUACUACAUAUUUCUCCCAUCAGGCACCGCUGCACGAGAGGGAUCAUCCUCCCAGAAUGCACCGUUAAGGGGAUUAUCCCCUCGUGCAGCAGAACCGGCAAUUCACACAAAAAUCCACAGCUGGUACAAUAUACGGUGGAUUUACACGAAUGGACGUUCGGUAGAUAGCUGGGGUCUGGGCGCAUCAUUCGUGAGAUUGCCGCUCAGAUCCCAGCUAAAAUAACCGAACGCCGCACAGAAAACACCUUUCUUUCAAAACACAUGAAAAGAACCGAUUGUCUUUAGUGAACCUGGUCCUGAAACUCCCGAACGUCCUGGAGGCUUAACGGUGUUCGUGCCGUCGAAUAACUGUUGGGAAUGCUAUGCGUUCGACGACACGGACCCGCUGACGAACCAGGGAUCCAAGAUGGCCGCCCGCCGCAUGGUCGGUAGUCGAACGACGGCCACCCAGGAGAGCCUCUAAUAACCGAUUGCAACAAUGUUGCAAUCGGUUAACUAGCGCCACACGCCUCUAAGUGUGUGGGCUAUUAGGGGGUAUCGCAUUCGUUUCACGAACGGCCCUCCAAAGUGCCGUUCGCGAAACGAACGGGAAUCCCCAUACAAACCGCCAUUUGCAUUCGGCGGAACAGAUAGGUACAGGCAAUGCAGGGAAUACAUGAAGUAGGCACAUACAGGUACAAUGCAUCUCUUUCCAGACCUAUAGGCAACCCUUAAAGGCAUAGUGUCCAGUUAUAGUCCGAGUGGCUAGGUUUGCCACAUGGUCCAUUGCAAGCUCCGCAUGCGGGAGAAUACUGCACGGAGAACAGAAGGUCUGCCUCUUCCUCACCACCAAUGGUAGGCUGCAAUCUAUCUCAGGCAGCCUUACUAGCAACCUUGAAGCACUAAAUGGUCAAAUCGACCGACAACAUGUUGAGAAAAAAAAAAUGAAGGCAGCACAGGGCCUGCCUGGGAAUCUUGGAUUCCCCUUUUGACCACUUCAGCUGCUUUAGGGUGUGCCUAACAAACCCAGCACACCUAGGAUUACAAUACUGGCUCUCUAAUUAUAAAAAUGGUCUAUUUACCAAACAUACUGCAAGUGUUAAUGAACUAAUUGCGUUCACCAUGUAAAUGGUAAACCUCUAUGAGAAACGUUUGUUUCGUUUUACUUGUUGUUGAAUUUUUGACGGCCACCUCCAGCCAUUAAAUUUCUGGGGAUUACACAGUGCUUUUUUUAUGGUAACUGCAUGAAACCUUCUUUUUCCUUUCAGAUGUCUGCAGGAGCCUUCAGCUAUAUGGUGUUUUGUGGGGUGUGUGUGUUCGUAGCAGCUUAUGUUUAUUUUAUCAUUCCGGAAACCAAGAAUAAAACAUUUAUGGAAAUUAGUCAAAUGUUUUCCACUGCCAACACCAAAUCUACACCGAUAAUCACAGUAGAUGAUGUAAAGCUAAGAAAGAUGAACGGAUAUGGGGCAUUGGACAGCAGUUCUAUUGAAGUUUCUUUGCCAGAGAAUUUGAAAGGACCAAUGGACUCUAUCUCUUAA